Messenger RNA from Corvus hawaiiensis (hawaiian crow), 6237 nucleotides. RefSeq names its product CST telomere replication complex component 1 (gene CTC1). Lineage: Eukaryota; Metazoa; Chordata; Aves; Passeriformes; Corvidae. Gene Ontology annotation, molecular function: telomeric repeat DNA binding; single-stranded DNA binding. The transcript has 23 exons. Bases 2360 to 5914 code for a protein of 1184 amino acids. Gene Ontology annotation, cellular component: CST complex. Gene Ontology annotation, biological process: positive regulation of DNA replication; telomere maintenance via telomere lengthening. The record is from RefSeq and is a predicted model, not a curated record.
GCGGGGCGGAGAGGAGGGGACCGGGGGGACCCGGUAUCCAUGUGCGGCCCUCCCGGGAGCUCGGCAUGACUCGUCCCUGCGCGAUGCCCGUCCCGGAAGGCGGCUGUGGGAGGGAUGUUGUCGAACAGGGGUAACCGCACGCGGUUUUUUGGCCUCGGUGCGCCCCCGGCCGCCCUUGCGGUGUGAUUAAGCACCGUAUCCACCUGUGUGCGGUAGGUAAAGAGCGUAACCAAAGUGGGGCAUCUCGCCCAGAGCGAGCUGUCGCAGUGUACAGCGUUUGCACGGCAGCGUCCCGGCUGGAUCCAGCUGACCCGCUCAAGAGGAAGUUCCUGGGCAUGGUCUCCGAACCUGUUGGCCAGCUGAGCUUAGCGUUCGAGUGUGCCUUCUGACAAAGGGGGAAUCUAGGAUAACAUGGCCCAUAUUUUCAUUGAUAAAAGGCUUUUGGGUGCUCACCAUCAUAAAGAACGUGCAGCUUCUUAAGAGAUAUAAAUAUUGCAGGGUUUGGCUUGCCCGGAUCUGUCUCUCUCUUGCUCCAGCUUAUGGUGGGAGAACGUCUAUUAAAACCUCUGGCACAGCCGUUUUUGGGGGAAAAGUUCAGCUGGAAUUGAUUAGGGAUUUGUGACCUUUAAUUAAUCGUUAAUAAAUGUAGGUGGUCGAUCUUUCACGCCGGCUAAACCUAUUUCAUUUAAGCCAUAUUUUUUCCUGUGUAUUUUGUGCCAAUUAAACCAGAGUUUGGUUUAUAUUUAGGAUAAUUCAUAGAGAAGAGUUGAAGGUACUUGGUGUUUAUCUCCUGUGAGGCUAGCAGUCUGUGAGCAGCGUGCUACAUCCACAGCUGACCACCAAGCUCUGGAGCACGAGAAAAGAGCGUUUGCUUCUCUCUAUGUGAUAACCAUGAGCCUGUGUCCUGCUGCAGUUCUGGUUUCUCCCAAAAAGCACUCAGCACAUUUGACAAAAACACAAGCAGCACUGUAUUCUCCUUGUGCAUCAUAGGUACCAGUAUUACUGUAGUGGUGCUCUGUCUCUGAAGAUGGAGCAGUUUCAGCUAACAGAAUUUUCAACUAACCUCCUGUUCAGAUUCCUGUGAAAUACACAACAUAAGUACCUGCAUAAAUUUAUGCCUUUUGAUUAAUUUUUUUAAACGUAAAUACUAUUUAUUGCUGGUUUAGACCCAUUACUUAUCUAGACUAGUUUCUUGCUUUGAACUUUUGAUCCCUGACUAAUCAGGUGAAACUCUUCAAAUUCACACCCUUUGAAGUAGAUUAUGUCCUGCUACUGAGCAAGUGGGUGGUGUGAAUAGAGCUCCAGUUUCACAACUUAAAAUUGUCAGUGCAGCUCACUGGAAACCAGUACCAAAAUCACUAGCUGGAGAACAGUUUGUGUUGGCUCUUUCAGUGUUGAUAUUAGCAUGGACAGAGGACUUGCAUAAUUCUCUAGCACAGAGAGUCAGGAUGUAAAAAACAAUGAUGAGUACUGCCAUGGUCAUGGAAACACUGAAAAGGCUUAGAACCUACUGAGGAGGCUGCCUGGUUCGCCCAUGUUCUCCCAUGGUUAGUCUAAGCAUGAUAGGUGUAAACUGUGGAUGGCUUCAGAUGUGGCUGAUUUGAUGCUACAUCUUCUUCUCCCCCUGCUGCUGAAGUCAGAAGGGAGGGUGGAAAGAUUCAGGGCUAGCUUGGUUCUGUUCUUAUAAGUGAACACCCAGUCUAAGAUUACUGGCUUGCUGUCUCUCAGCUUUGUAUUUUGCAAGUUAUCCACAGGACAGAAUUCAUUCCCAAACUGUCACAAUCUUCAUCUAGAAGUUGUUCAAACUUGGUUUUACUAUAGUUCAGCAAUUUUAGCACCAAGUGAUGGAUUUAGUCUGUAUUUACCUGUCUUUGUUACAGAUACGUAAGCUGUAUUGAGCAAUUGUUGAGGUUUUCUCACAGAGUGUCCCAUUCAAACUAAAAAUGUCUGAAAUAGGAACUGUUCUCCUCCCUGUCUCCCUCCACAUGCACUUGAAAACGUUUCAUUUUAUUCAGUCUCAAUUAUUACCCUUUUCAAGUUUUCUCCAUGCCUGCUCAGUAGCAGAGCAUGUCUGUUUUCAGAGAGGAUGCUCGAGCAGGACAGAUGUGUUGAGUGAACUGAAAGACAGACACCACUGAUAAAUGCUGUUGAAUGAGUUGGUUCUUGCCAUGACACAUCAUCAGACCGCACCAACAUCCGAGGCUCUUCUGGCUUAGCCAAGCACUGUCCGCGGCAGGGAUCGCUUUUCAUCUCCAUCUCCGACCUACAGAAUCAGCAGCACAUACCGUGCUGCAGCCACCUGAGCUGGAGCACUAAUGAAUUUAAGGAAUGGUCUUACCAAGGACAAGGUGCUUUACCCAUGCAGAGCACUUUGCCAAGGACUUACCUGAUCCUGGUUGGCUAUUUAACAGAUGAAAGGCAAGGAAACAAAGAAAAGUUGGUAGAUGGUUACCUAUACGUGAAGGAUAAUACUGGGAUAAUUCCAUGUGAGCUCUUGCACUUUGAACUGGAGUGGCUGGAGUCACUGUUUGUCUUCCCAAGCUGGUCAUACAUACCACAGACCAACCAGAGAGCAGCAGGGUACUUGGAAAUCCUGGUGGAUCCAGUGCCAGUAGGUGCCCCUAAGGAAGUACUUCACAGCAUUUCAAUCACCUCCCCAGUGUCAGCUGAGCCACUGCUCAUCUCCAGGAUUCCAUGUAAGAAAAGAUCAAAGCUUACUCUAGCAGGGGAAUUAACCAGACUCGGGCCUCUCCUUCGUGUUCACCACAAGACAUUCUUCUUUCUGUUUCUGAAGUGCUUUUCCUCAGCUGCUUGUGUCCCUGUGCUGGUGCAAAAACCGAGCCAGCUGGUGUGGCAUCAUGUCUUCCAGCUGGGUCACAGGUACACAAUAACUGGCCUGAGUAAGUCUAGCCUGAAGAAAUCUGGACAAACGAUGUUUGUCACCAGUGUGUCUUCCUGCCUUCUGCCCUACUGUGCAGAGUGGGUGAGGGAGCAGCCACUGAAAAGUGCUUGGCAAGGAGAAUCCACUCAGUCUUCUUUCCUUGAGACUGCUGAGGAGCUCAGUCGCUCCUUGGAGCUGGGCGCUGCAGAGGAGACGCCAAGAUCAACCAAGGAGUCCAAGAUCAUCUCCUAUGUGGGCUUUGUCACCAAAAUACUCAAUGUCCAAGCUGGUCUCUUUUUACUGGAUAACCAAGUCUGCUUGUGCCUUGCUUACCAGCCACUGCUGAACUUUGCACAGGGACUCCGACCGGGAGCGUGCGUGGAGCUCAUCGAUGUCCACCUCCUGCAGAAGCCUCUGGUGUCCUUCCCUUUCACUGUCCUUGGUGCUUGCCUGAGCAGCAUGGUUGUGCUGAAGAGUUUUUCAAGGCUCAGCACCCCCUACCAGCCACUGGCCUCUUCAGGAAAUCUCUGCUUACAGCUGCUCUUCCGCUUCAAUCUUGGAAUGCCACUUUACCUCUGGCUGGUGAGCCUCCUGGAGAUGUUUGAGGAGAGGUUUUCUUGUUUCUUUGGGCACCGUCGACUGUGUAGCUCUGCACACCGAAACCCUGGAGCUGCUGAAAAGUUCCUUGUCCCCCUUCUGCAAGCUAUGGUGCCAGACAGCGAGGAAGCAAGAGAUAUUUAUAAUGAAAUUCUAGCAAAAAUACACCAGUGUCCCCUGCAGAAAUAUUUGACACUGAACCCUCCGUGCCAGGCCCCAUCUCUGUCUACAGUUUGCCGUGUGGCAGAACAGAGGAGCUGGGAAGGCUUCAGUCCAUCACAGUUGCUUUCCCCCUUGGAGGCACAGCAUAUGGGCACCCAGGAGCUGAAUCGCAGACUGGCCUGGUCCUACUGCACACUCUCAGCAGGAAGUUUCCAGCCCCAGCUGAUACUUCUGGGUGUGCUGAGGGUCUCCUCCAGGACCAGUUCCCUCCAGCUGCAGGACAAGAGCAGCACGCUUCCCUGUGUGAUCUCCCAUAAGGAUGGUAGCCCCUUUGCCCAGACAGCUCUCAUAGGAUCACUCUUGCAGGUGGAAAACUACCAGCUUGUAGUGGAGAGAUUCCUUAAGACUGAUUUUCCCUCCUGGGAACACCUGGAAAAUCUGAAGCAUGUGAGAGAGAAAAAAACUAGUGUCUAUGUGCAGUUCUACUUUGAGGAUGUUCAGGUUCUCCAUGCUGCUGAAGGACAAAUCCAGAAAGGCCUUAGGAGUGGAAACAGCUCCUCUUUGAGGAAGAAGACAGAUGGCAGCACAAGGCUGGAAACCCCAGAGGCAAAAAUGCUGAAAUUGGAGGAUCCCAAGGCAGAUACUGGCAGAGAUGAGAACUGUCAGGGGGGCCAGGGCAGCACCAGAACAACGAGCUGUGUAUCUCACCUGUUCUUGGUUACCCAGAAAGAGGGCCUCAUGUCGCGCAAUUACCAACCGCCCGGAGAAGAAGAUAAAGAAGCACAGCUAAAGGAGCUGCAGCGCAGUUUCCAAGCCACAGUGCUGUGGCUGGGCAGACCAUGUCUCUGGGACCACCCCAGAGAAAUUGGGAAUCUACCAGAGCUGGAGGAGACUGGCUGUAAUGGAGAAGAGGGCGUGACACAGCAAGAAGCACUGCUACUCUUCAUGGGAAAGUCUCUGCGAUGGUUUCCAUUCCUGCAUGUGGAUGGACUGUAUCGCUUCAUUGUGCCCUGCUGCUCGGACUUGGAAGUGUUUGACAAGCUCUGUUUUCCACCUGUGCCAGCAACAUUCCCGAACAGGCCAUCCUGCCCCCUGUGCCUGCCUGUCCAAGAUAGCUGGUACUUACAGCAUGAGACCUGGAUCUCCUGUCUGCCUGAGUGCCAGCUGACAGCUGUGUCAGUGCUGACAGGCAUGGACCAGAGGACUUCCUCCAUUCCAGAAGUCCUUAGCAGCAGUUUCACAGGUUCCCUUGUUUCUUUCUGUGGUGAGGUCAUGGAGAGGACCUUGUGUGCCUCUCCCAAGAAUGAGAAGCCACCUGUGACUGUUGGCCUUCCAAAGCAGAAAGAGACUCUGCUGUCCAGGGAUCACAGUGUGAAGCUCAGUGUCUCAGCUGCUCCAGGCUCUCCUGUUGUGAUGGACGUUUACAUUACUGCCACCUACCUGCAGCAUCUCUGGGGUUUGCUACCUGGAGCCAAGAUCCUCUUCCAGAAUUUGGAACGCAAGAUCUCAAGAUUCCAUAAUGUUUAUUGCACAUACAUUGCCUCCAGCUGUGUGAGCAUCGUAUCUCUGCCAGCUUCUCACGUACCUUUUCCUUCUAGUCCUGCAGGAGAAGCCUCAUCCCCCUCACUAGUAUUUCUAUCCAGUUUGAGAUCUCAGCUGCAAAACCUGCUCCAGGCCCGGAUUUUAUGCCACUUGUCCUGUGUAUUGACUGUGUGCCUGCAGUGGGUUUGCUCACUUUGCAGCUGCAUCUUCAAGGAGGGGAGAUGCACCCGACACAAUCCUCCCUGUCCAUCACAAACAGGAGUGAGGCAAGCCAGUGCACGGGUGCUGGUGGAGGACGGAACAGGUGAAGCUGUGGUGCUGUGCAGGAAUGAACAUGUGGCAGCAGUGCUGGGCCUGAGCCUUCUCGAGUGGGAAGCUGUGCAGAACUGUGUGCAGAGCAGGGGCAGCGUGUGCAUUCAGCAUGGGGAAGCUCCUGGCACAGGGUGUCUAGAAGAACCUGAGGAUCUCGUUGCUUGCUACCUAAGGAGUCUGUGCAGGAGUCCUCUCAUAUGUCGCCCUAUCCUGUUGGAUUUCAGUCUCGACAGGAAGCCCUCCAAGAUCCUGCAGCCUGCUCCCCUGCAGCUGCGGAAUUUUCGCUGUGGUGAAGUGGAGUUCGUGUCACAAGUGGGGCCUCGUCCGAGCCUGCUGUGCCUCAAGGUGGAGGAAGUGGGACAAGAUGCCUUACGCUACCUGAACAGCCAGAGGAUGAGGAGGACAUCCAGUUCCUGCUGAGUGGGAGCCACUGCUUAAUAUCUCUCCCAGUGGGAGAGGAAUUAUGGAAAUACCUACUGGGAGCAGGAGCUUUUAAAAUCUCCUUUCCAGUGGGAGCACGAGCCUGUGAGCACAGGGUGCAGACAAGCAGCUGCUGUGACUUGCGGAUUUCCUGAAUGGCCACUCUGGGCCAUUGUCGACCAGUGAUACUGGGCUACAUUUUGGAAGAGAGAUGUUCAGUGCUCCCUAUGUGACAGCUAUUGCCUUGGGCCUGGGGCACACAAUGUGUGCAUUUUGUGUGGUAGUAUCUACUAAAUAAAGCUAUUAAAAUAUUACUUAAAGAA